Pararge aegeria (speckled wood butterfly) is the source of this 732-nucleotide messenger RNA. RefSeq lists its product as uncharacterized. Bases 1 to 732 code for a protein of 243 amino acids. Lineage: Eukaryota; Metazoa; Arthropoda; Insecta; Lepidoptera; Nymphalidae. Gene Ontology annotation, biological process: sensory perception of taste. Gene Ontology annotation, cellular component: membrane; neuronal cell body; dendrite. The transcript has a single exon. The record is from RefSeq and is a predicted model, not a curated record.
AUGAGUUUAAUUGAAAAAGCUGAUUUGUCGGGUGAAAUAUUACUAACAAUAAUUGACUUCGAACGUCAUUUUGAAGUGUUAUCAUUUUGUGUGUUUAUCAAAAUAACAAAGGAUCGCUUAGAAAUAGUAAACAAUCUGUUAGAACAGGUUGUUUUGACAAAAAAUCGUAAAAACACUUUGAAUAUACGAGACAUUAAGAGUUUCAAGAAUCAGAAUGACAAUUUAUAUGGAAAAUUUCAAAUAAUUAACGAAUCUAUAAUUCGCAGUUUAGCUACUAGUAACGAUUUAAUCGGUGAAGUAUGUGAUGAAAUUAAUAAAGUUUACAAAUUCCAAAUACUUAAGGCGUUGUUCACUACAUUUGUAUACAUCAUAAUCACUAUAUGGUCAUCAAUUUACUAUAUACGAACUUCCGACGUUUCCAAUACUUUACCCCGUAUUGUGUUAAUAUCUUUGUUUGAUAUCAUGUCAGUUUGUGUUAUGUCUUACACGUGUGAAGUUAUCCUUCUGAAGCGCAAGUCCACUAAGAUCUUAGUGAACGAACUUAUCAUGGACUACGACCUUACUAGACAAAUGCGUAUCCAGGCGAAAGCGUUCAUGGAACUAAUUGAAGUGUGGCCAUUACAGAUAUCUGCGUACGACAUGUUUACUAUAGACAUUAAGUUAAUAUUAAAGUUUAUAAGCGUUUCGACAACAUAUCUGAUAGUUAUAAUUCAAGUGUCACAUUUUCUCUAA